AUGAAUUCAAGAUCAGAGUUGUCUCAUCCAAUGUGCCAAGAAUAUACUGAGAUGUUGUUGGAUAGUUUGGGUAAACAGUUAACAGACACUUCAAAAGAACAUGAUUGCUAUAAAGAUUUUUUAAAGAAAAUUAAAAAUAAAGAAUUGGCAGCAACUGAUAUGUUGAAAGAUAUUGAACAUGAGAGAGAAGUAUUGAAAAAAGAAUUAGAAAAAUUAGAGGCAGAAACAAGUCAACUUGAUGAGCUCGAAGAAAAGUAA
Molecule: messenger RNA, 258 nt
Organism: Entrophospora sp. SA101
Lineage: Eukaryota; Fungi; Glomeromycota; Glomeromycetes; Entrophosporales; Entrophosporaceae
Source: the annotation of a GenBank genome assembly